ACUACUGUCCAGAACCUGCUUUAGCAGGGGUUGAAAUAGAUGAUCUCCAGAGGUGCUUUCCAUCCCCUAUAACUCGGUGUAAUCUUCUAUAAUUCUGUAAAAUGCCAAAAUCUUUAUUUUCUAAUCAUAUUGAUACUCAUAUGUCCAAAAUUAAGCUUCUCUCACAGAGUCCAGGAAGACAAAUCAGGCUUUAGUACGGUCACUGCAAAUGAGUUUGUGGGGUUCUGAUAGAUUCUUUUAAUAAAGGCAUAGAUACUGCAUAGAAAUGUAAUCACAACAUUGUGCUACAUCUUGGAACCCCAUGCUAAUGCACAUGAAGAAGCAGAUGGUAAAGUUUAGUGUUUGUAUUGUGAAAUACAUUAGUAGGUUUGCUUGUUAGCCCUUUGGAUGUCUUAGUUACUGAAUUAAUGAAGUUAACACCUGUGGAGAAACUGUUAGAUCACAUCUUGAACUGGUGAUUGAGCACCUGGUGAAGGGUUGCGGCUGGCGUAGGGAGCACAGGCAAAUUGUUUGCGCCUGCGCUCCCUGUGUGACCAGAAGAGGUGGGUCCAUGGUGGAGAUACCCUUGGCUCAUAUAAGAACCAGACACUGGAAGGAAGGCAUCUUUUGGCUUAGGCUGCUUCUUGUGAGGGAGUGUUGCUGCAGUCAGAGAGCUCCUUCACCAGUUGGAUGAAAGGAAAGAUGAAGCUAUCAAAUCAUGAAGGCUUAGCUCCUAUGAAAGAAGAGUGUUUCAGUGGUUCAUCAAAAACAACUGCAAAAAUAAAAUAUCUUAAUACGUACAGACUAGAACCAUAUAAUAAAUUUCAGGAUCGGUUAGUAAGAGACAAAGCUCAAGCAAUAUUAAUGGAUAAACUUCAACAAGCCAAAUAUGAUGCAGAUUCUAGUCCAUCCUUGUGUGCUUCACUCUCAGAAGAAAUAUUAAAGGCUACAAAGAAAAUGGGCUUUGACCGUUAUAAGUACGUGGUGACAGUGCUAAUUGUGGAAAAGGCAGGUCAAGCAAUAAAUGUCGCCAGUAGAUGGGUUUGGGAUGUUCAAAGAGACACCUGGAUUUCAGCUAAAUAUGAAACUGAAACAUUUAUUGCACUGGCUUUGAUAAUGGCUUGUUACUACGAGUGACACUCCCAAGAUGAUACACCUGCUUCUGUGCAGCACAGUACUUGGUAUAUUUGAAAAUUUUCAGAGCAUUCACUUACCAACAGCAUCAGUCCAAAGUCUAGCACAAAAUUAACAAACCUGAUGUGAUAGUUGAGAUAAUUUUGACCACUUUGCUGUGUAAAAAUAACUUCUGAAAUGUGUAAGGUUGAGUACAUAUGGGCUUCAUCUGUUGUAGCACUCUGCUGUGGAAGUCAGAGCAACUGGUGGAAAGCUGAACUUCAGCAAAUUUUGAAUGCUGCUCGUCUGUUGCAUGCAUUGAGUUGUUAAUGAAUGUUUACAAUAAAUUGUAGGUAAUAGUUCUCUUGAA
Messenger RNA from Meleagris gallopavo (turkey), 1462 nucleotides. NCBI's taxonomy places the organism in Eukaryota, Metazoa, Chordata, Aves, Galliformes, Phasianidae. The record is from RefSeq and is a predicted model, not a curated record.